GAAAUGGAGCCCCUGAGGGUUAUGUUUGUUUUCUCCGUACUAGGCCUUUAUAAUUUUUCGACGACAGCUCCUUUGCCUCCUCCUCCUCCUCUGAAAAUUUUCUUCUCAUUUUCUUUUGGCGUCCCAUCACUUUCUCUCGGUGACUUUCUUUCCUGCCAAGCCCCGAGGAUCGCUCUUGAUCUUCCUCUCGGCGCACGCACGCACGCCCGAUCUGCUGUUACUGUUCUACUGUCAAAUUCGAUGGAGCUGGUGAAACAAGAUGGGAAACGAGAUUUAGGCAUCUGUUGUUUCAGUGGUUCUGAUGAUUUGAAUCGAAUACUAUUUGAAGUCGAUGGAGCUGGUGAAACAAGAUGGGAAUGAUUCUCUCGACAUGCUCAUCAGACGCGCCGUUGGAAAGGAUCCUUUUCUUUCCUUCCCUAGGCCUGAUAAUAAUCCAGUCCAGCUCUUUCAGCUUCUCCAUAACUUAGAGCGUCCAGGUUGGCCAUUACUGACUCCUUUGAAGAUAGAACUGCAAAAGUGUGAAAAGUGCGCCAGGGAGUUUUGCUCUCCUGUGAACCAUAGAAGGCAUAGCCGUGUGCAUCGGCGUCCAAGAAAGCAGGAAAAGGAUUCCAGCAAAGAGAGGGAUGCGCUGGGGGAGUUUUGGGAUAAGCUCUCGGUAGUUGAUGCGAAGGAGAUUCUCUCAUUAAAGAGCAUGAUGCUGGAGGAUGUGGCUGGGGAAUCAGUUGAGUCCGGACUAAUGUCACUUAUCGAAAAACCAGGAUAUACUGCUCUGCCACAAUAUUAUCUAAGAGCUGGUUCUGACCUUUUGGAUAUUAUCCAGGCUAGAACACCUAGGUUUUCAAUUUCUUCGCAGAAGCUUUUUAGCAUCCUCGAUGAAGCAAGUGAAAAAACUUUCAUGUGUAACGAGGCUGCACCAAUGCAAAAAUACAUAUUUGACGGGGAAAUUGGGAAAAAUAUGCUGGAGGCAAAAAAUGUCGUUGCUUGCGCAAGCUUUCUCCUGGAACAGAAAUUGAUCAAAGCAUGGCUUGCUGACAAAGAUGCGGAAGCCCUGAGGUGCCAAAAUUUACUGGUUGAAGAGGAAGAAGCUGCUCAAAGAAGACAAGCCGAGCUCUUGGAGAGAAAGAAGAGGAAGAAGCUAAGACAGAAAGAACAAAGAGUAAAGGACCAAAAAAAAGAUGCUACCGAAGACGUGAGUACCACAUCAGAAGAACAACAUUCCCCAGCUGAGUCUUCAAGCCCGUUAUCUGUAGCUUCAGAUUCCGAGGCGCAGAGAUCAGAUUCCAUACCAGUUGAGGAUUCUUCAUCCCUCGAGGAACCUCAAGUUCUGGAAACGGACAAUGAAAGAAACGGUGAAACUCAAGCGCCUAUGGUUGAUGAUGAUGGUUUGGGUAAUGGUCAAAACAUGGAAAGGCGAAGUGGGCGAAGGCAAAUGGAGAAGAGAUCACAGCAUGGAAUGCCGAAUGGGUUCCACGGUAAUCAUGCGCCAAAACUUGGAGGCAUCCGAAAGAAUGGAACUAACAGAGACGUAAGAGGCAAUACUACUAAAGUUUGGAGCCGAAAAACCAAUAACCCCAACUCGAUAUCACCAGAAGCAGCAGUGGAUGAACAGGAUCGAACAAAGAACAGUGAAGUUCUGAUUGGAUCGUUGAGUGUAACAAUCCGAAACACCGGAGAACAUAACCAAGCAAAAUGCCGUGAAGAGGAGCCAAGAAUGAAGACUGUUGAGGCGAAACCCACAUCUGACCAAUCAACUGUAAAAGUAUGGAGGCCAGUGAGCAGUCAGGGAAGGAUCGAUGAAAACACAGACAAAAAGGAUAAGAUCCCAAGCUCAACUGUACCUGAAGUUAAAACCGCUCAUCACAUAAGCUUGAACGAAGCUAAGGCGUUUCUUGCAAAGAGAUGGAAAGAGGCAACCUCUGAAGAACACGUGACGUUGGUUCUGUCUCAGGAAACAGACAUUUCAGGUAACAACAACACUCACGAAUCUUCGAAUGGUGUUAUAACCGCCGCACGACCAAAGCUCAGGAAGAAACGCGAAAAAGGUAGCAAGGUAAAGUAUGUUCCAAAACAGAGGACUCCUUGAGAAAUCUAAACAAAAAAAGAACGAGCUCGUCUCUGGACCGGAGUAUCAUUUUUUAGGUAUACCAAAAGUGCAGUAUUAGUGAGAGAGACGUAUGGUAUUUUUUUUCUUUGCUUCUAGAGAGAUUUUUCUUGAUUUUAAGAGUCAAUAUUCUUUUUUUGUUUACUUCAUUUUCUCGAUAGAAAGACAUUGAGUUGUUAUUUUGUUGACCUUUCUCCAUGGUGAGGGUUUAAACUUGAAAUUUUGAAAUGAAAUUGAUAUUUAGCCAAA
Molecule: messenger RNA, 2350 nt
Organism: Brassica napus (rape)
Lineage: Eukaryota; Viridiplantae; Streptophyta; Magnoliopsida; Brassicales; Brassicaceae
Product: neurofilament medium polypeptide-like
Exons: 11
Coding region: 332-2083 (583 amino acids)
Source: RefSeq, a predicted model, not a curated record